Molecule: messenger RNA, 657 nt
Organism: Echinops telfairi (small Madagascar hedgehog)
Lineage: Eukaryota; Metazoa; Chordata; Mammalia; Afrosoricida; Tenrecidae
Gene: ANKRD22
Product: ankyrin repeat domain 22
Exons: 6
Coding region: 1-657 (218 amino acids)
Molecular function (GO): protein binding
Source: RefSeq, a predicted model, not a curated record
AUGAGAGUAUUUGCAAAAGAAGUCCAGAAAGACUGGACCACAGUGGGGAAAGAGGGCAAGAUGAUGAUACUUAAAAGCCUGUCUUUGCUUUUCUCUACUCAGCCUAUCUGCCAGGCGGCCUAUCAGAAUGACUUCGGUCAAGUGUGGCGCUGGGUGAGGGAAGACAUCAACUGUAUUAACGUUCAAGAUGGCUUUAACGGAGACACUCCCCUGAUCUGCGCUUGCAGGCGUGGGCACCUGCGAAUCAUUUCCUUUCUGCUAAGAAGAAAUGCUAACGUGAACCUCAAAAACCAGAAAGAAAGAACCUGCUUGCAUUAUGCUGUGAAGAAGAGAUUUACCUUCUUUGAUUACCUACUCAUCAUCCUCUUAAUGCCCGUCCUGCUUAUUGGGUAUUUCCUCAUGGUAUCGAAGACAAAGCAGAAUGAAACUCUUGUACGGAUGUUACUUGAUGCUGGUAUCGAGGUGAAUGCUGCAGACUGUCAUGGCUGCACUGCCCUGCACUAUGCCUGUGAGAUGAAAAACCAGACUGUCAUCCCUCUGCUCCUGGAAGCCCAGGCGGACCCCACGAUGAAGAAUAAGCAUGGUGAGAGUUCACUGGACAUUGCCCGGAGAUUAAAAUUUUCCCAGAUUGAACUAAUGCUAAGAAAGUUCUCAUAG